Molecule: messenger RNA, 3483 nt
Organism: Sebastes umbrosus (honeycomb rockfish)
Lineage: Eukaryota; Metazoa; Chordata; Actinopteri; Perciformes; Sebastidae
Gene: rragca
Product: Ras-related GTP binding Ca
Exons: 7
Coding region: 516-1667 (383 amino acids)
Biological process (GO): cellular response to starvation; regulation of autophagy; cellular response to amino acid stimulus
Cellular component (GO): nucleus; lysosome; Gtr1-Gtr2 GTPase complex
Molecular function (GO): GTPase activity; GTP binding
Source: RefSeq, a predicted model, not a curated record
CCGCAGAACACCACAGCGCUGCUCUCUUUCCUAUUUAGUUCGUUUUUUAACAACCUUCAUACAUUUUUUCACUUGUUUUACAGCAAAUAAAAAAUAUAUAAAAGCUGUAUUAUCAUUAGAAACUGAAACGGCUUCAAACAGCUGUGUUUAACAGUGUGUAUUUUGCUUCUUUAAUCGGGUGAUAGGUCACAAAACAGGUCUGAGUACUAGUCAGGUGACAGCGACAAAAACCUCCAGUUGAGUGACAGGCUGGUUCGACCAAUCAUGUGUCGUGUUUUAAUUCAGGCAGCCAAUCAGAGUGAAGGGGGCGGGAACAAACGGUGACUAUUUUUUUCAAGGGAGAGGAAAUCCUGAGGAAAUGUGUGGUGGGAUCACGCUCCUCCGUGUUUCCAAGUGGCUUUAUUGACAAACUAUUUAUCAUAGUGUGACGGUAGUUUAGUGUGUAGACAGAUCGACAAAACACGGGCGUGGAGAGCGACAAUAAGGAGGCGGGAGGUCCGUUGUUUAGGGUCAAAAUGUCGAUCCAGUACGAGGUGGAGCAGCUGGCUGACAGCUACGGAGUGGCGGACUCUUUCCCUAAAGACUUCGGCUACGGUGAAGAAGAGGAGGCCGACAUCGAGGACAGCCCGUCGGCGUCCGACAGCAAGCCGAGGAUCCUGCUCAUGGGCUUGAGGAGAAGUGGCAAAUCAUCCAUACAGAAGGUGGUGUUCCACAAAAUGUCUCCCAACGAGACCUUGUUCCUGGAGAGCACCAACAAGAUCUACAAGGACGACAUCUCCAGCAGCUCCUUUGUCAACUUCCAGAUUUGGGACUUCCCGGGUCAGGUUGACUUCUUCGACCCCACCUUCGACUACGAGAUGAUCUUCAGAGGAACCGGGGCUCUGAUAUUCGUCAUCGAUGCUCAGGAUGAUUAUGUGGAGGCCCUGGGCAGGCUCCACCUCACCGUGUCGCGGGCCUACCGAGUCAAUCCAGAGAUCAACUUCGAGGUGUUCAUCCACAAAGUGGACGGCCUCUCAGACGACCACAAGAUCGAAACCCAGAGAGACAUCCAUCAGAGAGCCAACGACGAUCUGGCAGACGCUAGCUUAGAAAAGCUGCAUCUCAGCUUUUACUUGACGAGUAUUUACGACCACUCCAUCUUCGAGGCCUUCAGCAAAGUGGUGCAGAAGCUCAUCCCGCAGCUCCCCACUCUGGAGAACCUCCUAAACAUCUUCAUUUCUAAUUCAGGGAUAGAGAAAGCCUUUCUGUUCGAUGUGGUCAGUAAAAUCUACAUCGCCACAGACAGCUCUCCUGUAGACAUGCAGUCCUACGAACUGUGCUGCGAUAUGAUCGACGUGGUCAUUGACGUCUCCUGCAUCUACGGUCUGAGGGAGGACGGCAGCGGCAGUGCCUACGACAAGGAGUCCAUGGCCAUCAUCAAGCUCAACAACACCACUGUGCUGUACCUGAAAGAGGUCACCAAGUUCCUGGCCCUUGUCUGCAUCCUGCGAGAAGAAAGCUUCGAGCGCAAAGGAUUAAUAGACUACAACUUCCACUGUUUCCGGAAGGCCAUCCAUGAAGUAUUUGAGGUGGGAGUUUCCACCGGGCGUCCAGCGGGCCUCCAGGCGGUGGGCUCGCCCUGCACCAAGGCCGUCGCACUGAACGGCACGCCGCGCAACACUGUCUAGACACUGAUGCAAAAUAAAAAAGACUCAAAAAGACAGGAAGAGGAAAGGAAAGGUGGAGAAGGGCCAGAGAGCCUGUAGAGGAAAGACUACUAAACUGGAGCUCACUGGCGCGCCAAUCACAAUCCCUUUGCUCCCAGCACCCCAAAGUACUGUCAGACGACACUGGAGCACAGCGGGGUCAAGCUUUCUCAAAGCUCAGAUGGAAGGGAAACUCAAGCAUUCGUUUCAGGUGAAUGCAAGGCACCGCGUCGUCUGUGAGGACGUCAAAGAGAGUAAAACUGCACCUGGACAGGAAAAAGGUUCAGGAUCUUUUCUUUGGAUUUUCUAAAGCAGUCAAAAGGCUGUGAUAAUUCGCUGCUGGUCCCUCCAAACGAACAAUGUGAGGAGGGAAAAACAAACCCUUGUUGUAACCUCUCGGACAAACGGUGAUGUCAGUCUGCAGGAAUCUGUCUCGUGAUGAACCCACCCCCGACCACUUCUGUGCUGAUUUAAAAAAAAAUAAAAAUAAAAUAAAGAUGGUGGAUGUGACCUGCUAGUCCUAACCCACACAUGUUUCAGAGAUGGCCUUAUGUAGAUGAAGCUUGUCUGCAGUGCAAGCUUUCUCUCACCACCACUCACCUCACGCUACCUGAAUGCUGCCCAAAACUCGCUUUUUGGUUUCACUUGUGAAGGGAAAACAAGGUUUCAUGAGCAGACUGAAAAGGGAUUGUGCUGUCCAUCUACCUUGGUCUUGUAUGUAUGUAUGUAUGUAUGUAUGUAUGUAUGUAUGUAUGUAUGUAUGUAUGUAUGUAUGUGUGUGUGUGUGUGUGUGUGAAUGAAAAGGUUUUGAUUAGAUCCCAGACUGGGACCUUUACAAAAAGAGUUUAUGUCCUUCUUCUCAAUAACAGCAGCUUAGCAUAAUUAAACUCCUUUCAAUCAGUGAAAGUAAUCUCUCUGUGUGUGCUCCACUGAAAAUCUUUUGAUUGACUUUGUGAUAGGUUGUAAAAAAAAAUAAGUUUGGUUUGAAAUUUGGAAACGGUCUUUGCAAAAGCACUGCCAAGAUCAUUAAAUAAACUCAGAAACAGUAAUGAAAAUAUGUCACGAUUAAAACCUUAUUUGUUGCCAUCCUAAGAAAGAAAUGUAUUGGGUUGAGAUGCAGGACUGAUGGAGAGGUUCACACUCCACAUUGGCUGUCUCAGACAUUUUUGGGAUGAUGAUAUGAGGCUGGUUUAAACUUGCAUGUCUUUCCACCUACAGCUUCAGUCCUGCCUAAAAUGAUUAACCCAUGUUUUGUAUUAAGUUUGGCUCCGUUCAGCAGGAUUCACAAAAGCAAACCCAUUCCAAGCAUGCAUCCGUCGGUGUGUUGUGUCAACUUGUAUUGUUGUCAACCGUAACACUGCUCAUUGCAUUCAAAGGUGAGAAAGUGAGAAUGAAACUAACCAAGACUAUUAAACAGAUAAACCAGGAGGGGAAAAAGACCAAAUGUCAUUACUUUUGCCAUUACAGUGACACACAAUAUGUUCAUGCCUGUUUGUUUGUAUCAGGAGUGAGAUGUGGGAACUCUGGCUGCAUCUAAAGAAGCAGGACUAACAUGUUAUCUUGAUAACAUUUGCUGAGUAAGAUGCCUGUAAAACAUUCAUGUUUUCGGAUUUUACUCAGCAAAGUUAUUCUGGUAACUCGCUGAACGCGCUUCUUGAAACGGGCCCCGAGAUCUUCUCAACCUAGUCGUUAUUCAGUCACCUGAAAAUAAACACUUGCACAUCAGAACUGUGAUGGAUGAUUGAUUUCAUGUAUUGUGAUGCUAUACUAUGUGAAAUAAAUGAAAAUUUAAAUUUUG